Messenger RNA from Ochotona curzoniae (black-lipped pika), 1025 nucleotides. It is a transcript of the gene RTRAF, whose product is annotated as RNA transcription, translation and transport factor. Gene Ontology annotation, molecular function: RNA binding. NCBI's taxonomy places the organism in Eukaryota, Metazoa, Chordata, Mammalia, Lagomorpha, Ochotonidae. Bases 163 to 894 code for a protein of 243 amino acids. Gene Ontology annotation, cellular component: tRNA-splicing ligase complex. Gene Ontology annotation, biological process: tRNA splicing, via endonucleolytic cleavage and ligation. The transcript has 8 exons. The record is from RefSeq and is a predicted model, not a curated record.
GCCUUUGGAAGCCCUGAUUGGCGAAGGCCGCUGUCGUUCCGGAGCAGCGUCGCGGCGCCGGCCCGCCCUCCUCGCCGCGUCGCCGGUUCCUCGGCCGCCAGCUUCGCCUCGCUUCUCCUCUCCCGGCCGGACUCCGGGGGGCCAGAGCGAGAAGCGGGGACCAUGUUCCGCCGCAAGCUGACGGCGCUCGACUACCACAACCCGGCCGGCUUCAACUGCAAAGAUGAAACAGAAUUUAGAAACUUUAUCGUUUGGCUUGAAGAUCAGAAAAUCAGACACUACAAGAUUGAAGACAGAGGAAAUUUAAGAAACAUCCACAGCAGUGACUGGCCCAAGUUCUUUGAAAAGUAUCUUAGAGAUGUCAACUGUCCUUUCAAGAUUCAAGACCGACAGGAAGCAAUUGACUGGCUCCUCGGCUUGGCUGUUAGACUUGAAUAUGGAGAUAAUGCUGAAAAAUACAAGGACUUAGUACUGGAUAAUGCAAAAGCCGAUAAUGCAACUAAAAAUGCAGAGCCACUGAUCAAUUUGGAUGUAAAUAAUCCUGAUUUCAAGGCUGGUGUGAUGGCUUUGGCUAACCUCCUUCAGAUUCAGCGUCAUGACGAUUACCUGGUGAUGCUUAAGGCGAUCCGCAUUUUGGUUCAAGAGCGCCUGACACAGGAUGCAGUUGCUAAAGCAAACCAAACAAAAGAGGGCUUGCCUGUUGCUUUAGACAAACAUAUUCUUGGUUUUGACACAGGAGAUGCAGUUCUUAAUGAAGCCGCUCAGAUUCUGCGACUGCUGCACAUAGAAGAACUUAGAGAGCUGCAGACAAAAAUCAACGAAGCUAUCGUAGCCGUUCAGGCGAUCAUCGCUGAUCCAAAGACAGACCACAGACUGGGCAAAGUAGGCAGAUGAACCGUGAGCUCAGCCUUCCCCGCUACGUCACUGGUGGCAUGUAUUUGGGAAUCUCAUGGGAGGAAGCCCGGGAAAUUGUUCUAGAUAUGCCACCACUGCUUUUUUUCUUUAAUAAAGUUUGUGAAAGUGGA